GUUCCGGCUUCGGGAGGCUGCAGCCCAGCUGAGCGAGACCCGGGCAAGCGGUGGCCCCGCUUGGCGUCUCUUGCCCGGUCCCAGCGAAGCUCGUGUGGAUGCAGCGCAGCCGGCCAGGCGUGCAACCUCCGGGCAGGUGCCCCGGCAUGACGCGGUCACCUUUCCCUGCAGGCUCUUUGGCUUGGCCGGCCUUUGCUUUGAACGCUGCGACUCCCGGCCAAGAUCCGGGCAGGGCUGUAAUAGGUUCCACAGACACACCCACACGCCCGUUUUCAUUUUUAUUUUGGGGCUGUCUUGAAAAAGGCAUCAAAACUGCCAGCUGAUCGGAGGCGGCAGGAGCGGCUUCCUGCUAACGAAAAGGAAAAGUUGGCCAGACCUUUGCAACAAAUCCUGGUUUGCUGGCUCGGCUUGGACAAGCAGCCGAGGUCCAGGAGCCUUCAAGCAUGCUGGCCAAAGAGGAGUUUUGAUCUAGAACAUGGCUUGUUGCUGGUGGCCUCCAGCCUUCCUUGAAAAGGGAAUUUGAGACCUUCACUAUCUUGAUCCCAGCACCUUCACAAGAACCAUGGAGGUGGUUGAUGUUCCAGUGGGAAACCUCAUUGACUUUGACUCUGAACCGUCCACCACGGACACCUCCGAGUCGGUCCCCACCGGCCCCUCAACCGCCAACGGCCACGCAGGGCUGGAUCGCCGCGAGGUGGGCCCUGCGGCCGAGGAGAGCGAUGCCACCGAAUCGGCCGACAGUGAGAACGACACAACCGACUCGCCCACCCACCCGAGCUGGAACAACCACCGACGUUCUUCCUCGGAGUCCUACUCAUCCAACCACAGCACGGAGUCCGCUCGGGGGGAAGUGGCGACCGAAAACCGGGAGUUCGUGAGCCAAUACGUGGAGAAGAUCUUCACCGGUGGAGAGGAGUUUGACCAAGAGGAACAAGCCAGAUUCGGGGAGCUGUGCAGCGGCGAGAACACAAAAGGCAGAGAGUGGUUUGCCAGAUACGUCAGCGCCCAGCGCUGCAAUUCCAAGUGUGUGUCCGAGCAGACUUUCUAUCGCCUGGUGCAGUCCUUUGCCGUUGUGCUGUUUGAAUGCUACCAGACGGAUGACUUCAGCCCUGCUAAAAACCUGAUGACCAUGUGCUUUACUUACUAUUAUAUUGGCAAGCCCCAAACUCUCCCCCCGGAGUGCAAAGAGAAAGCCACGGGAAGCAUCGAUUCCUACCUGAAGUCCGCCAACAGCUGGCUGGCCGAGAAGAAGGACAUUGCUGAACGGCUGCUGAAAAACACCUCGGCCAAGACGGAGAACAUGAAAGGGUUUUUCGGGAGUUUUGAAAGCAAACUGAGGGGUCCCAGUGGGGCCAGGAAAAGCGAGGAUGGCGAAGAGAAGCCCAGGGAGAGAAUGCAGAAAUCAGUUUCCCUGUACAGUCCCGAGGAGGAAGAAGAAAGAAAUGGGGAGAAGAUCUACCUGUACAUGCACCUCAAGCAACAGCCCAUCUGGCACACUCUAAGGUUCUGGAAUGCGGCUUUCUUCGACGCCGUCCACUGCGAGAGGCGGAAACGGUCUCCCACCACCAGAGGGGACACUGGGGAGGAAGAGGAAAAGAGGGAGAAGUGGUGCCACAUGACCCAAGAAGAAAGGAACGAUAGCCUCCGCUUUAAUGAGAAUAUCACCUUUGGACAGUUGGGAACUUUCACUCAUAACAUGCUGGCUUUUGGGCUGAACAAGAAACUUUGCAACGAUUUCUUGAAGAAGCAGGCAGUGAUUGGCAACCUGGAUGAAGAGCAGUACAAGCUGCUGAGUGAUCACAUUGACCAAAUGGCCGCUGAAUAGAACCACAGCCUGCCAGGACCAGGAUGGAGAGGAGAGGAGAGGAGAGGCCGGCGGAGGCAAAAGGCUGGGAAACCCGUCUCUGGGACCGUCUUGAGACUUCAGACGGGCUUUUAAAUCAACAGACCCCCCCACAGACUCUGCAAUAGUCCUGCAUGAUUGCUAUUAAACCGUGUCGUGCUGUGCUAAGCAGCCCGUAGACGUAGAGCUUGUCCAUCCGAAGACGCCCGUCUCCUUCUGCAGCCUCAAGGACACCCAACCUCUUCCUCAGACUUUGGGCACGAGAGGCCUGGCUUUGUCCCCCACCUGGGGAGACCCCUCCAUGCAAGGCAGGGAGAGUCAUUGGGGACAGCAGGGCCUUUUGAGAAGGACUGGAAAAACCCUCCACGUAUGAUCGCAGACGACUUUUAAGCAGCCAAAAUAAUUCUUUUCCCAACAGCCGUGAAAUGUAAAAUAGGGCGUUGUGCACGCAUUGCGAUGGAACAAACAGGCAGAUAAGAGCGUUUAGUUUUUCUACAGAGCUGGUGAUUCUGGAGAAAGGUAUUUGUAGAUGCAGAAGGCCUGGAUCAGUUCAUCCUGUUGGGCAGAGAAAGAGAUUUCAAGGUAGGCCGGAGCUGAGCUUUGCUGUGCAAGCCCAGAUUCCCGGUUUCCUGGAGCAAUUCUGGGACCUCUUGUGUGCUUUCAAUGCAAUAUGUUUGGAUAAAACCAGGAAGCCUGAUCUAACUCCGGCGCUGUAAACAAGAACAAAUCCACCAGGGUGGAUGAUGUGGUUGGUUGAUGCCAUCUCUCUGGUUUGUCAGAGCCUUUGUCUGGUUGGUCCACAUGAAGUAGGUGGAGGGCUGUCUGUGAGGUGCUGCCAUAUUCCCACCAUUCAUGAACGCAAAGGCUUCCAGGGCAGCAACAGGCCAUCUUGGGGGCAACCAAAAUAUUCUUCAUAUCCUCCCAUUUGGAGAAGUCUCCUCUGUGCUGCUUCUCACACCUUUGAUGACCAACCUCUGGUCUCGUGUCUGGGGUGCAUGUGUGUUUCUAAGGGCAGGUUGAUGUUGGGUAUGUAGGGGAGUGAUUUCCAUUCUCUUUGUGUGGCUGGAUGGAUGCCGGUUUCUCAUUCUUUGGGAAAAGACAAGAGCUGUUGAUUGAUUUACAGAAUCCACAAGAAAAUCCAUCUCUCUCUCUCUCCCUCUCCCCCUUCUUCUCUCUCUCUCUCUCUCUGUGUGUGUGUGUGUGUGUGUGCGCGUAUGUGUCUGUUAUUUAGGAAUGACAAUGAGCAUCUUAAAUCUUGCAAUAACCCGCAAAGUUGGACCCAUGCAGUUCCCUUGUCCACCAGGAGAGGGCGCCAAAUGAAUAGGUUUUGACAUGUUUCCUCCUUUGGCGUUCAAGGAAGGAAUCCUUGCUUAGAGGUUGGUUGUCUAUGUGGAAGAUGCCCUAGAGCCUAAAUUGGUUGUGACUUCUACUGGUAGAAUUUUUGGAUGCUCCCCUUGUGAAACCCUCUUAUAUUUCCACUUGCUAACCAGAUCUUUUUCUGGUGGUUUCCAAAACAAGCAGCUUGCUUUUCUUUAGCAGCCUGUUCUUUGCCAGUAGUAGCUUCUGUUUAUAGUUUUGUUCCAAUCCCGUUUGAAAACCGAAAGGUUUGGAGUUCAGAUAUGCAUCUGGAAGAGGCUCAGCACAUCAGCAUUCCGCACGGUUGGCUUUUGCUGUUCCUAAUCCUGCAGAAAAAGCCUAAACCGCCACAUCUGGAGAGAGACCUCUGCUAAAUACUUCUAGCUCAGCUUUGGGGAAGACGUCCAAUUCUCCCAGCAAGCUUGCAUCAGUUUAACACCCAGCGGAAACAACACAUCGAGGGAUGCACCAACAACUGAGGAUUGCAAAGGUGUUUCACGGUGGGCAAAACGGCAUCCAAACUCAGCUCCCACUUGUAGAUAAUUGGAAGCACGGAGUAGGAAUUAAAGACGGCUUUGUGUGGAUUUCUCCCGGGUUCCUGCAAGCCACAGCAGUCCAGGAUGUGGCCUCUAUUCUGUGAAGGCUGCAGGAGUCCCCUUCCUCUGAUGCAUGUUGUCCCGUCUCCUUUUAUAGCUUAAUCUUUUCGGGUCUCUCGUAAAUUGUGCUCGUGUGAAUUCGUUUUUUUCUUCUCCAUUCCAUUGUUAAAUCUUGAAGAUUUUUCUCUUUAAGGUGGGGGAUGGCUGGAGAGCAGCACUGAACCGAAUGUGAGCAAGGAGAUUAGUCUACGAUUGGAGGAAUGCAAAGACUUAAAUCCAGAUGUUUGCUUGCAUUUCUGAGGUCUGCUUUAAAGGCUCCGGGAGGUAAUUGCCGUGAAGGGUUUAAGCGACUUCUUGGAAUGAAGAGGAAGAUGGGUCUGCAACAGAUCCUGGGUUUUUUUGUGCUAAAUAGGUAAUUUUAGGACCAUCUUUCUCUUGUUUACCCUUUUAAAAAGCAAAAACCCAGAAUUGCAUAUUGUAUGAUUGUAAACCUGAGGUUUUUUUUUGUUUUUUUGUUUUUUGAUUGUAUGAUUGUAUGAUUGUAAACCUGAGUGUCCCAGCACGGCAUUUCUAUCUUGUGAGUUUCACUGAAGUUUUUAAACUGCUGUAUUUGGUUGUGUAAUAUAUACAUAUAUAUAUAUAUAAAACGUUCUGAUGUACAUUGGGUGCAAUUGUGUGUGCCCUGUAUCAAGAGUGCGACUUCAUGUCCUACGUGGAAUAUUGUUGUUUUUAACUUAUGUACUGAAAACAUUUCAAGUUCUGGUUACGACAGGAUCAGGGAAAAUAAAAUAAAGCUUCAAUAAAUAAAUGAAACUACAUCUUCA
This is a messenger RNA of Pantherophis guttatus, 4619 nucleotides long. Its product is annotated as KIAA0513 ortholog. The record is from RefSeq and is a predicted model, not a curated record. Lineage: Eukaryota; Metazoa; Chordata; Lepidosauria; Squamata; Colubridae.